GAGAUCGCGAGAUUGUCGCUGGGCCAGGGCUCUUCGCCUGCGGAGACGCUAGCGCCGAGCAUCCGGAGCGAGGGCAUCAUCGCCGUGGACAUUACAGCAAAGUUUUCAGAUGCCGUCAAGACGCUUGAGCCGGGGGCCAUCGUCAAAGAUGGCUUCUUUACGCUGUUUGACUCCGUCGCAGCCCUGGAGAUCAUGGACCUAAAGAUGGACAGUGGAUGCGCGGCUGCAGAGGCUGAGGUAGAACAACUCUACGACGUCUCCAGGCCACUGCUCCCAGAGGAGGUACUCGGCAUCAUAGACCAGCUGUUAUGUCACGAGAUGUCAUGGCACCUAGGAUAUCCUCUCUCUCAGACUCUCUUCACGAGCUUCUACGUCGAGGCACUCUCUAUGCCGGAUCCUCGCAGCAUUCAGGAGGCCACUUUCAUCCGCGGUGGCGGUCAUGACCCAAACGAGCAGCUUAUGCUUCAGGUCCUCCGAGCGUACUGCCUGGGCAUGCUCAAAAGCUGCGGCUACGUCAACGAGAGGAUCAAGUCGGAGCACUAUUACGAGGAGGAAGACUUUGUCACCAACACAUAUAACCGCACACUUCUCGCAAGUCUACCCACAAGCGCCAUCCAGGACAACCUUUUCGAGGCCAUGGCGGCUCUCAAGUCGCAGACAAGCUCUAUACCGGAACAUCUAGUUGAAGCCCUGCUGCUUCGCCUGCAAUUGAGGCACAUCUUCUUGGAUGCUGUGGAAUGCCCCAAGCACAUGAAGGAGCCUGAGUUGGCGAAGAAGCCUUGGAAAGAAGGCCUUGCCAUCUUGCCAGCCUUGAAGAAAACUCACUCACUUGCCUCACCGGUGGACGAAGCCUUCAGUGCUAAGCUGCAGAGGAAGCUGGCCAGCACUAUGCCCCCGCGGCCCAUUGUUCAACUGGAUUUUGACGUCGCUUUUGGUCACCUGAAUAGCCUGUUCGAAGACGCCCUGGAGUUGAUCAACGUCUUGCAUUACACCGAUUCGCAGUGCUUGCUGACGUUCGUAACAACGUUCCAAGCAAAGAAGCCGCAGCCCAUCGUGUACGUGCGAACAUUAUUGCAGACGUUCCUCUUCGACGCCAUGGAGGUUCUAGGGUCUAUGAGUAUCCGACAGCUCCUCGACGACGACUUUGCCAUUUUGACAAUGCCGGCACACCAAUACCUGGACAGGCUCAACGACGAGGUCGAGGCCGUCCAAGAUCCGCGAUACGCCAUGGCGCAGCAAAUGGAGCUCUUCAGGACGAGGGCGGCACAGCCCUUUCUGGACAUCCUGCGCACGGCGUGCCAGAACCGGUGUCGGGUGAGGAGGACGCUCUGCCACCUUGUUCGCGAUUGGGAGGCUCUCCAGCUGGACGCUGAGGAAAUCGACCAGAUCCUCCAGGUCAAGGCCAAGGAGCAGCCGACAAUGUACAGGUCCUCGAUUGGCAGUGGCGGCGUGGAGUCUUACUCGCUGCCCCUGUCUUCGUGGACGUACCUGUACAAGCUACGACAGAUGGAGCUAAUCAUCCAGCUGGGCUUCGAGCUGGAGAUUUACCAGGCCGACGAGUUCGCCGGCAUGUACUGGUAUCUCAACUACAUCUCCAAGUCCCGCCUGCACCACACCGAGCGCAUCAAGAUGUUCGUCAUCAAGAGGGUCGAAGAGGCGCAAGCCCAACCCAUGCCCUCAGACCACACCGUCGGCACGCAACUGCAGCGAUCGCUCAUGUACACCCGCCUAUCCCUGCUCGACGCAGCCGUCACAUGGGAGCUCUCCGACUCGCUGUCCUGCCUGUACACCAUCCUCAACCGCCUCAAGCUCAUCAAGGCGCCUCCCCGUCCGUACGGCACCGACGAGCUCCGGUACGAGAUCCGGAUGAGGCCGUUUGCGCCGGUGGGCCUCCCCGUGCUGCCCACCUUUGAAGAAUUCACGACCGGCACGACGCAGCCGGACACGGACAUGGAGGAGCUGUUUGAGUACGCGGAGCGGGCCGUCGAGGGCGCCAAGAGGGGCUUCGAGGCGCUGAGCAAGAUGACUGCCGAGGAGUCCUUCUCGGUCGGCUCUCACCAGCGGUGGGCCGAGGGUGCCAAGAACGGGCUCAAGUCGUGCAUUGCAACCAAGAUUGCCAUUGCGGCGGUGCAGAAGGCGGUGGCCAAGGCCGCGGAUCCGGAUGAUUUGAAGAUCAAAGUCGAGGUUCCUACACCGGAGAGGGCGUAUCAUGCGUUCUGGAUUGUUCCAAAGAUAGUGCCGUUGGCAUGA
Trichoderma reesei QM6a is the source of this 2250-nucleotide messenger RNA. RefSeq lists its product as uncharacterized. Gene Ontology annotation, biological process: N-terminal peptidyl-methionine acetylation. The transcript has 6 exons. The annotation marks the transcript as partial. The record is from RefSeq and is a predicted model, not a curated record. Gene Ontology annotation, cellular component: NatC complex. NCBI's taxonomy places the organism in Eukaryota, Fungi, Ascomycota, Sordariomycetes, Hypocreales, Hypocreaceae.